Molecule: messenger RNA, 803 nt
Organism: Drosophila obscura
Lineage: Eukaryota; Metazoa; Arthropoda; Insecta; Diptera; Drosophilidae
Exons: 3
Coding region: 81-548 (155 amino acids)
Source: RefSeq, a predicted model, not a curated record
AAUCUAGCAUUCAUUCAUCUAUUCAACACAUCCAAAUUUAAGUUUUAAACAAAGCAACAAAAAAAAAACAUCUGUUGGAAAUGGCGAAGGAAAACCAACCAAAGAUCUGGGAUCACGGAAAAUGGGACUCGGGAGCAAUCGAUAAAUACAACAACAUACCGCGCAUACAGAAGGAGCUGCGCCGUGGCAACUGGGUCUACAUCUGCCAACAUCCAGAGAUUCGCGCCAUCAUUCGGGUCAUUCUGCAGCAGGCGAUCAAUGCGAAACCCCAUCCUGAAAACAUUCGUAAGUUUGUGGCCGAUUUCUUUAAUUGCUGUCGCACUCCGCUGCUGGUGCCAAUGGUGAACACGCAGUUGAAGUACGUCAAGGAGCAGCUGGCGCGUGGUCGCUGGAGUGCUUUUGAUGCCGAGAUGCUGUUCAUGGAGACCUGCUCCACGCACUCGCUCCUGUCUGCUGCCUCCGAGGAUAGCAAUGUCCACCCCAUUCUAACCUACGCGCUCGUCUUCAAGAAACCCGAUGAGUGUGGCAUUGAUAAACCGCCAUUCUAGGACUCGGAGCGGCUCAAUGGUUAAUGAUAAAGAAGACAGGCUAGGAAGAGGGCAUCAAGGGGACGCAUCGUGGCUUUUCUGUGCGCUAACUUUUAGUUGACUGUAUCUUUGAGUGUACAUGAUAACUGUAUACUUCUUUUGUUUCUUUACCUAUGUAUGUAUAAUAUUUACAUAUACCCACAUAUUUACACAUGUCUGAGGCCUGGCCAUACUCUAUUUAUAAAUGAAGUAAAUUCACUAACAAAAAGCAAUAGG